Paramecium tetraurelia is the source of this 921-nucleotide messenger RNA. RefSeq lists its product as uncharacterized. Gene Ontology annotation, molecular function: ubiquitin protein ligase activity. Lineage: Eukaryota; Ciliophora; Oligohymenophorea; Peniculida; Parameciidae. The record is from RefSeq and is a predicted model, not a curated record. Gene Ontology annotation, cellular component: cytoplasm. The transcript has 6 exons. Gene Ontology annotation, biological process: protein ubiquitination.
AUGGGAGGUGGUUCUAGCAAGGAGGAUGAAAAUCAAGUGAAUCUCGAUAAGUAUUUAUAAAGUGCAGAAUAUAAAUAAAAACUAAAUGCUGUUUAUUCAGGAUAUAAUAAUCAAUAAUAAGCUCUGCAUGUUCCAUAACAUUAGGAUGAUGAUGAUGAUUACAUUAACGAUGGUUAUUAAGGGAUAUAAAUAAAAACAAAGCCAUAGAUCGCCACCAUUUAGUCAACGACUCUUAGUGCUCAAUAGAAUGAUGUCUAUAUAAUUAAAUCAUCAUUUAAAUUUAUUUAAAUAGGAGAGACAACCUAUUAAUUAGCAUUCUUAUAUACUUGUCCAGAACAAACCUAGGUCGAUGUGUGGUUUUUGGGUCAAGAGAAUUUGAAAACAGGGGAAAUUACAUCUCUUUACGGAAAUACCUAAUUAUAAAAACAAAUCUAAGGCUUCUAUGUUCAAAAGGGAUAAAACCAGGAUUUUUCAUAAAACAAAGUGAUUCUUGAUUUGAAAUUAAUAAAAAUCGAAUCUAUGAAGUAAUAUCAGAUGAAAUAGGAUGAAUUUUCAUUUCCACUCAUAGUCAAAAUUUCAAAAGUCAAUCUAGAUCAUUCCUUUACUUAUUAUUGCACCGUGGAAAGGAGUCAAAACCAAUUAGUUGCAUAAUGUAUGGGAAGCAAAUUGAGAAUCAAUGGUAAAGAGUUCUUGACUAAGGAUGUUUAUGGGAUGAAUGAUAGUGUCUUAGGGAAGAAGGAUGACAAUGAAAAGGAACCUUGCAGAAUUUGCUUAACGAAUAUCAUCGAUACCAUGAUUUAACCAUGUCAACAUGUCAUUUUAUGUUAGGAAUGCUGUUAGAAUUUGAGGAUGACAGGCCAGAGAUGUCCGAUAUGCAGAUCAGAGAUUAAGGAGUUUAUUAUAAUUGCAAAAGCAAAUUGA